Zygosaccharomyces rouxii is the source of this 342-nucleotide messenger RNA. It is a transcript of the gene COA6, whose product is annotated as Coa6p. Bases 1 to 342 code for a protein of 113 amino acids. Gene Ontology annotation, cellular component: mitochondrial intermembrane space; respiratory chain complex IV; mitochondrion. Gene Ontology annotation, biological process: mitochondrial respiratory chain complex IV assembly. The transcript has a single exon. The record is from RefSeq and is a predicted model, not a curated record. Lineage: Eukaryota; Fungi; Ascomycota; Saccharomycetes; Saccharomycetales; Saccharomycetaceae.
AUGGGAUGGUUUACUAAAGAUAACGAUGACAAAAUGCCAAACACCCGUUCCCAGCGUAAGCAGUGCUGGGAUUCAAGGGACGAAUUCUUUACAUGUCUGGACAAAAUUGGAGUUGUUAAUGCACUGGAUCCUAAGCGUUCAAAGGAUGUUUCAAAGGAAUGUGGUAACCAAGAGCACUCAUUUGAAGAGAAUUGUGCAAACAGUUGGGUGAAAUAUUUCAAGGAAAAGAGAUUAGUCGAUUAUCAAAAGAGACAAUUUUUGGAGAAGGUGGAAAAGGAUAAUGCACAAGUCGUUAAUUUGACUCCAUCAUCGCAGUUAGAGGGAACCCCUAGAAAUCGUUAG